Messenger RNA from Oryza brachyantha (malo sina), 1197 nucleotides. RefSeq names its product SAGA-associated factor 11. The record is from RefSeq and is a predicted model, not a curated record. The coding region runs from base 212 to 760 and encodes 182 amino acids. Lineage: Eukaryota; Viridiplantae; Streptophyta; Magnoliopsida; Poales; Poaceae. The transcript is spliced from 3 exons. Gene Ontology annotation, cellular component: SAGA-type complex; DUBm complex.
CCGAUCGCGAUAGGAUACAAGAGAGAAAAAAAAUCAGGCCUCGCCGCCGGCCUUCUCCACCGCCCUCUCCUCCGACCGCCGGCGGCGUCGACUCCACGGCGGCCACGCACCGCAGCCACCCUCGCCUGCUGCAGCGGGCCCUGCGUGCGCUUUGACACCCCCCCCCCCGGGCGGCGGCCGGGCGGGCGCGGGGAGACGGGGACCGGAGACCAUGUCGUCUUCCGCGGACGCGGCCGUCAGCCCUCGCUCCCAGCUCGCGCUGGCUUGCUUCGAGGAGCUUCUCGAGACGGCGGUGGCGGACGUGGCCUCCGAGUGCCACCGCAUCGCGCGCCUGGGGCUCGACCGCGGGGUCGACGCCGAGGAGGAGGAGCUCCGCGCCUGGGCCGCCCGCGACCAUCCCGUGGCCGAGGAGGGUGGGGGUGGGGGGAACAAGGGGGCCGUCGACGUCUUCGGGCAGGCGCUCCCCGCCGUCGCCGCCGACCUUGUCGACUGCAUGAACUGCGGACGCCCCGUCGCCGCCGGCCGCUUCGCGCCGCACCUCGAGAAGUGCAUGGGCAAGGGCCGCAAAGCUCGUACAAAAACAACAAGAAGCAGUACUGCUGGAAGAAGUAGAAGCAACAAUGGCACAGCAGCUUCUUCAUACUCCCCGUACGCCAAUGCGGCAAGCGCUAACAGGGUGAGCCUUCCCAACGGCGUAGCUGAUGGUGGUGGCAGUGCCACAGGAGAGGAUCACAGCAAUCAUAUAUUGCCGGAGCCCUGAUGAGCCCCUGACUGUUGUACCCUGUUUCAGCCACCUCUACAAGUGGCUGAACACCAUGGCCGACCUGCAGCACCUUUGUAGCAAGAGUCCUGUGUAAAUCAGGGUCAGAAAACCUGCUGUUUUUCUCUCUCUUGAUCAAUGGAGUUUUGGCCAUUUUGUACAGCUUCUACCACUGCCGGCAGACUCCUCGUUCCGGUGACUGGCAACAAUGACCAUGAGCAAAUUGGCAACACAGUUUUACUUAGUCCCUGUGGUCUAUUGCCUGCCUUCUCUGUCACAGUUUUACUUAGUCCGUAUCGUCUUUUUUUUUUCAUGUAUGCUUGUUUUUUAAACGGGUAAAAUAACAGCAUUGCACCUACGUUAUUGUUGCAAUUUGGCAAGAUUUUGACACGAUGUGGACUACGGCUAAGCAAGACCGGUGACUCUCGUAUGAUUAA